CAAUUCUCAUGCCCCUAUCAAAUCCAGCCUAGGGGGGAUCCAUCUUCUUCAUCUCUUUCUCUCUUCUUCUUUCUGUUGAUCCAGAUCCAUUACUAUUACUCCAUCUGUUUUCUGCUUAAUUUUCUUUAAUUUUUUUGUUCAUUCCCUAGCUAAUAAGUGGGUACUACUCAUAUUCCAUCCAUCAUCGGAGAAGAUCCUAUAGCAUUAACAUGGCAAAUUCAUCAUCUGGGAUGGCUGUACAUGAUGAAUGCAAGCUCAAGUUCUUGGAGCUAAAAGCAAAGAGGAACUAUCGAUUCAUUGUGUUUAAGAUUGAAGAGAAGAUCCAACAGGUGAUAGUAGAGAAGCUUGGGAAUCCUGAUGAAACCUAUGAUGAUUUCACUGCCUCCAUGCCCGAAAAUGAGUGUCGUUAUGCUGUCUAUGAUCUUGAUUUCACUACCAACGAGAAUUGCCAGAAAAGCAAGAUCUUCUUCAUUGCAUGGGCACCUGACACAUCCAGGGUGAGGAGUAAGAUGCUUUAUGCAAGCUCGAAGGACAGAUUCAGGAGAGAAUUGGACGGGGUUCAAGUGGAGUUGCAAGCAACAGAUCCAAGCGAGAUGAGCUUUGAUAUCAUUAAGGGGCGAGCUCUCUAAAUCAUCUUAUAGUAUUCAUUCACUGUUAUCUUCAAGACAAAGCCUGAUUGUCCUGAUCUAUUAUUGUUCGAGUACUUGUACUCGAGAUCAUCUAUACCUCUUUUCCGGUGACUUUUUUUUUUUUUCUCUUUUCUUUGGAUCAUUCAUGUUUUGGUUGAGUCUGGAAAUUACGAUAUAAUUUCAUGUUAUAGAUUCUUAAUUUGUUGGAGUACUACUGGCAUAUGCAGGGAUUUCUUAA
This is a messenger RNA of Juglans microcarpa x Juglans regia, 867 nucleotides long. Its product is annotated as actin-depolymerizing factor 10. The transcript has 3 exons. Gene Ontology annotation, molecular function: actin filament binding. Gene Ontology annotation, biological process: actin filament depolymerization. Lineage: Eukaryota; Viridiplantae; Streptophyta; Magnoliopsida; Fagales; Juglandaceae. Gene Ontology annotation, cellular component: actin cytoskeleton; cytoplasm. Bases 210 to 629 code for a protein of 139 amino acids. The record is from RefSeq and is a predicted model, not a curated record.